GAAAUUACAUACAGCCAGAAAUUUUAUUUAUUCCGUAUUGCAUACUAUGUAUCUUUUUUAAAUUUUAGUUAUUACUACUCAUGCGCUCAGCCCCAUGGUACAAUUGAGACGAGUCUUCAUUUUAUGGUGCAAAUCAGGCUACACCGAGCCACUGAGCUGAUCUGUCCUCUAAGAAAUUGUGUCAUUUUGUCCUCUCUACAGAUCCUGAAAAUCUAUGCCAGAAUGGUUUAGCUUUCGACUUUUUUUUGUUUUCGUGCAAAGUGAAUAUGUCAAAGACUGUGGCGAUACUGGCGAUAUGCAGUUAGCGUUAAACUGAAAUCAAUUGCAAUUGUGAAUUGUAGGCGCAGAUAUCAAUGAAUCGUUAUGAAUUAUUAAUAUCCAAGUGAUCAUAGUUGGAUCCACGACAUGGCAUCUCGUAGAUGGUUCCAUCCCAACAUUUCGGGUUUAGAAGCAGAACGUUUAUUAAUGGAACGAGGUUAUGAUAGUUCAUUUUUGGCAAGACCCAGCUCAUCCAAUCCUGGUGAUUUUACAUUAUCCGUGAGACGAAAUGGUGAAGUGACUCACAUAAAAAUACAAAAUACAGGAGACUUUUAUGAUCUUUACGGUGGCGAGAAGUUUGCAACGUUGUCAGAACUUGUGCAAUUUUAUAUGGAAAACGGAGGACAAUUGCGUGAAAAAAAUGGUGAAAUUAUUGAACUGAAGUAUCCCUUGAACUGCGCAGAUCCAACAACCGAAAGGUGGUUCCAUGGCCAUUUAUCAGCUAAAGAAGCAGAACGUUUAAUGCUGGAGCGAGGUAAAAAUGGAUCGUUUCUGGUUCGUGAAUCCCAAAGUAAACCUGGUGACUUUGUAUUAUCCGUGCGCACAGACGAUCGUGUUACACAUGUUAUAAUACGAUCUCAGGAUAAUAAAUAUGACGUUGGAGGGGGUGAUAAGUUUGAUAGUCUGACUGAUCUAAUAGAACAUUAUAAACGCAAUCCAAUGGUUGAAACGAGUGGAAGCGUUGUACAUUUAAGGCAACCUUUCAAUGCUACUCGUAUAAAUGCUAGUGGCAUUGAAAGCAGAGUAAGGCAAUUGCAUAAAGAAAACGGCUGUUCGAACGGAUGGUUAUGCUGGAACGGAACCACCGGCGGUAACGAAGCUGGAAUAGGGCGUGGUAAAGGAAAAGCUGGUUUUUGGGAAGAAUUUGAGUCAUUGCAACAGUUAGAGUGCCGUCACUUAUUUUCCAGAAAGGAAGGUUUACGUCCCGAGAACCGGGCAAAGAAUCGGUACAAAAAUAUCUUACCAUUUGAUCACACAAGAGUGCGAUUAAAGGAUGUUGAUCCAAACGUUCUUGGAGCCGAUUACAUCAAUGCUAAUUACAUUAGGAAUGAAGAAGGAGACGGACAAUCCGGCGGAAUCAUUACCGUCGGUGAUGUUGGUGCAUUUAAUAAGUGUUACAUCGCAACGCAAGGUUGCCUUCCAAACACGAUAGCAGACUUCUGGCAUAUGGUAUACCAAGAAAAUACCAGAGUAAUAGUGAUGACUACCAAAGAAAUGGAAAGAGGAAAGAACAAAUGCGCCCGUUAUUGGCCAGAAGAAGGCGAAAUUGCAGAAUACGGUAGCGAAUGGAAAGUACGAGCCUUGUCGCGCACUUCAACAGCGGAUUAUACACUACGGGAAUUUAUUUUACAUGGAAAUAAAUCGUGUUUCGCGGAAUCUAGAAGAAUUUAUCAUUAUCAUUUUCAAGCAUGGCCUGAUCACGGGGUUCCUUCGGAUCCUGGAUGUGUAUUAAAUUUCCUUCAUGACGUUAAUGCGAGACAAGAGUCGAUUACUGCAUCCCUUACAUCGAGUAGCCAAAAUGCACAAAGUAUAGGGCCGAUUCUUGUACAUUGCAGUGCUGGAAUUGGUAGAACGGGAACGUUUAUAGUUAUCGACAUGAUUCUUGAUCAAAUUAAACGACACGGCUUAGAUUGUGAAAUUGAUAUUCAAAGAACGAUUCAAAGAGUACGUUCGCAAAGAUCAGGAAUGGUUCAAACUGAAGCACAAUAUAAGUUCGUCUACCUUGCUGUGUUACAUUAUAUUGAAACUGUGUCUCAACGAAUGCAGGCAGAACAGAAAUCUCUUCAUCUAGGUCGAGAAUAUACAAAUAUACGUUAUAAAAGUGAAACAAACGCUACAACAAAUAUAGGUGAUAUACCUAUUCCUACAUGUACCGCAACGACCGUUACAACAUCGGCACAUUUCACGUUACCCACUCCUAUCAGUAGUUUGAGGCCAAAGUAAUUACUAAUAUCAAGAUCUUUGGAAAGCAGGGCAAUAGGCAUUGUCACUCUUAUCGCGCAUGGUUUUAAACUUUGAUAUUACUUCCGUGAUAUGAUCUGUGUUUGUAAAAAUUUUAUUUUGCAAAUUGUCCAAUCGUUUUUAAUAUUUAAGAUGGUAAAAAGAGAAGACGAGGUAGUUGCAAUGUAUCUAUAUGCAGUGCACGGUCUCAAUUUUGAAACUGUGAUUAUCAUUUACUGCAUGUUCAUAAAGCAUAGAAAGAAAAAGAAGCGCGCGUGCGUGCUUGCUGCAUGCAUGUACGGAUGGAUGGAUGGAUGGAUUGAUGGAUGUACGGACGGACGGACGGACGGACGGACGGACGGACGGACGGAUGAUUAUAAUUCCAACAUUUUAUAGAUGAAUACUUAAAGGCAAUUAGCAAAACGUUUUAAAAUUACGAAUGUAUUAUAAGAAAUGUGAAGAAUAUUUUGAGAAUUGCAACAAUAUUCCAAAACAUUCAAAUACGAGAUCACACUAAUAAUUAUUUCAAAUAUAUUAUAAUUAUAUAAUUACUUAUAUACUGUUAGCUCGCUAUUAGCUGUAUUACGUGGAAUAUUAAUUAGGUAACAAAUUUAUAUAAAAACACGUAAUUAUUUUUUAUGCUUAUUUUUAUGGGCCGAUAGUAGAAGGAUUUUCUUGUGGUAUAAAUAUUUUCUCGAAUAUGCAACGAAAUUCCCUAGGGUCUCUUUACGUUUCCUGGUGUAAUAUUAUAUAUUGUACCUUAAAAUGUGUAAUAUUAUGUUUUUUUUUUGUUUUUUUUUUGUGAUUACAUAAUUGUACAAAUUUUUUUAGCAAUAUCUAGGACUGACUUUUAUAUAAAACUUUACCUUUAACAUUUAGGAAAGAUUAUAAAACAUCUAUUAAUUGUAAAUUUUAAUUUGUUACGAGGCAGACCACGCAAAGGUGAAAUAGUUACAACUUUACGUAUUACUAGAUACGUGCAAACGAUAUAUGUAUUGCGAAUAACAUUUAUUAAUUUUGAAAUGAUCGUACUUAAUUAUGACGUUAAAUACUAUUGGAUCGAAGUUCAUUGAAUCAAAGUCAUAAAAAAUAUUGUGCUAAGUAGCAAACUGUCAGACCAGGGAUUGUAUUGGAACACAAACCGGUGUAAUUUAUCGAUCAGUCCCAUAAACAGUAUUUAUAACAUUGAAAUGUAAAUUACGAAGAUAUUCGUUACAUUUGUCUGUAAUUAAUUAUGUUUGUGAUUUAUCUAUAUUCCAAUUUUUGUAUAGAUUCAUAUUAAAUUCUGUACACUUUUGUGCAUUAGCGACAAGUUUUUUUUCUUGUACAUUUUUACAUGUCAGUUCAAUGCAGUAUAUAUACGUCUAAGUGGGUACUGUCUUACACAAUAAUUAAACAUUGCGAUACUUAUAAGUCUUUCAUAACAUUAUUUGAAACCAAAAGAAGAUUUGCUUUAUUUAACCAUGUAUAUGUUUUAAAUUAUUAAAGUAGAUUUGAAAAUGAAA
Molecule: messenger RNA, 3764 nt
Organism: Megalopta genalis
Lineage: Eukaryota; Metazoa; Arthropoda; Insecta; Hymenoptera; Halictidae
Product: tyrosine-protein phosphatase non-receptor type 11
Biological process (GO): positive regulation of ERK1 and ERK2 cascade; protein dephosphorylation
Cellular component (GO): cytoplasm
Molecular function (GO): cell adhesion molecule binding; receptor tyrosine kinase binding; non-membrane spanning protein tyrosine phosphatase activity
Source: RefSeq, a predicted model, not a curated record